Talpa occidentalis (Iberian mole) is the source of this 1584-nucleotide messenger RNA. It is a transcript of the gene TCIM, whose product is annotated as transcriptional and immune response regulator. The record is from RefSeq and is a predicted model, not a curated record. The coding region runs from base 66 to 386 and encodes 106 amino acids. Gene Ontology annotation, cellular component: nucleus; cytosol. Gene Ontology annotation, molecular function: Notch binding. The transcript has a single exon. Lineage: Eukaryota; Metazoa; Chordata; Mammalia; Eulipotyphla; Talpidae. Gene Ontology annotation, biological process: endothelial cell activation involved in immune response; negative regulation of Notch signaling pathway.
CGGAAUGAUUUUGCUACAGACUCUCUGGAGAGCCGGGAGCCAGAUUCCAGAAGAUCCCCAUAUCGAUGAAAGCAAAGCGAAGCCACCAAGCCAUCAUCAUGUCCACGUCCCUGCGAGUGAGCCCGUCCAUCCACGGCUAUCACUUCGACACAGCCUCUCGUAAGAAAGCCGUGGGCAACAUCUUUGAAAACAUAGACCAAGAAUCACUACAGAGGCUCUUCAAAAACUCUGGAGACAAGAAAGCAGAGGAGAGAGCUAAGAUCAUUUUUGCCAUAGAUCAAGAUCUGGAGGAGAAAACACGGGCCCUGAUGGCUCUGAAGAAGAGGACGAAAGACAAACUCUUCCAGUUUCUGAAACUGCGGAAAUAUUCCAUCAAAGUUCACUGAGGACACCAGGAUGGAUAAGGACGUUAUCCAAGAACAGACAUUUAAAGACCAAGUGAGUUUGUGAAACCUUAACACACGCAGCCUUUUGUGGCUGCCUUGCAAGCUUCUCUUCCGUCAGGACUCAGGACUCCAGAGGCUGGAAAGGAACAGAACAAACUGGUUACAGAGACUCCAACCAAUUUCACGCCUGUGCUGUUACAGUGGAGAACAAAGUGCUUUCAGUAAGGAUUUGAAAACUCUCCCUGCAGGAAAGGACUGAUGCUGGUGUCAGGAGAAGAGUCUGGACAGAUAGAAUGAGAACUGAAACUAAAGAUGACAAAGGGCUGGGGAAAACUGCAGCCAGGUUCCCUUUACCAGGCCCAGAAGGACUUAAAUUCAACCUGAACUUUUUUUUUCUUAACCAACUAGGUAGGGGGAGGGAGGUGGGAGAGGGAAGAGGAGGAAAGAGAAAUUGUUUACUGAAUUUUUUAUUUGAAUUUUAAAAUGUUACCAAGUUUCAUUGUUGUCUAUUAGUAGAGGGUUUUAGAGAUCAUUAAUUGAUUAUUUAUUUGCAUUUAUUACAGUGCCUGAAAAAGUGCACGAUAUGGGUGUAAGUACAAAUUCAAAGAACUGCAAUAACUUCUGCAGCUCAGUAAAACCAUAUACCACCUUCUGGCUUGUAAAGGGUUUUUAUAUAUUUCAAACUGGUUGCACAUAAGUUAAAAUAAUGGGGGUCUACAUAAAUCUGAAGUACUGUGAAAAAAACUUCUAAUUUUUUAAUCUUCUAACAAAUGCUAAGAUAUAAUUAAUUAAAUCUCUUAGUUACUGCAGUAAACAUUAGGAAGUGAAUACUAUGCACUAAAUAGUUUAUAAAGAUGCUAUGUUUUUUUUUAUAAUUUAUUACACAUGACAAAUGACAUGCAGCCAUAAUAAAUUAUUACAAGCUUAGCUACUCUUGGUCUGUGAUGAUUGGUCUGAAAGGAAAAAUAUAAAAUGGUAAAUUUUUAUUAUCACAAAUUUUUAUGAAGUUUUACAAACUAUUAAAAACUUUUCUAAGGAAUUUAAGAAUUAAAGUUGCUCAAAACAAACUCUCACAGGAACUAUCUGAGGAGCUCCUUUGUCCCAACUCUAAACUAUAAGAAAUAGGCCUAGAAAUUCAGAGAUUGACUCAUCAACAUUGAUUAUAUAUAGCCAUUGAAAAACUUCCUUUGCCAUACUU